GGUCGAGGAGCCAGAGCGAGCGUGGCGGUCCACCGUGCAACAUCCCAUCCUGUUCGUGUUCUUCUCCCUCAGAAAAAAAAUUCGAUCAUCACUAAAACAUAGUUUUAAAAUUGAAUUACAACAAUAUUAGGGGUUAAGCGUGACACAUAAAUUGUUAAGUAAUGGAGAUAAUGGGAGUUUAUUGAGGGGUAGAGCAUCAGUGAAUUUUUGAAAUUCAACUGUGACAAAAAGCAUUGAGCAGGAUCAGUGAAGGGAUUGGGAGUAAGAAAAAAGGGGGGACCGGUUUGAUGUACUAGUGUGUGAUUGCACUCGAUUAACGCUUUCUACGCCGAAUCCUGCAACGAAGAGCGUUCCAUCGAUCGGGCCCAAGAGUAAAGGAAGGAAGGAAGGAGAGGCGGCUUUUAGAGCAGUACGAACUUUCCACCCCCUGCGCAUACGCCUGUUGUAGGAGUUGUCCCACUCCAGUGUAUGUGUGUGUGUGUGUAUUUUUUUUUUUGGAGUAUAGUAGAGCGGGAUGCUGUGGACGAGUACGAGUCACCGCGUGCUGGGGUCAACGAGCCGAUAAAACAAGAUCCUGAGAUAUUAUUGCUCCUUCGUCAAUAGAGGGAUUGAAAUGACAAUUGUGUGCGGUACGUGUCUUCUCUGGGAGCGGGGGAUUCAACCGCAUUUCCAUUUCGCAUGUAAAUAGAAGGAUUUUGAAUUAUUCUGUUUGUGCUUGGUGGAAAACAUUUGGGGGUGAACGAGCGCAAACAGACUGGCGAGAGCGAGAUUCAAUGAAAAAUUCAUUUUUUCAUUGUUUUGCAUAUCAGGGAGGUUUGCCGACAUCCCACGAAUGAUGAAAAGAUGCCUCCACCGUGAGAGCCAAUCGCAUCGAUAAAAGGAAAAAUAAAAAAAAGGGGAAAAAAAAAGUUCUCAAAAGAGUUUUUCAGUUUGAACGAACACGAGACGACGAUCGAAGGGGACAAGGGGGGGAAAAAAAGUGGUGUCUGCUCAACGAUAAUACAUGGAACGUCGGCUUGACUGCGCUCACAACGUCGGUGUCGACACCCGACGUUCUCGCUCAACGAUUCAAAACUUUUAACAAAGGAUUUAUCAAUAUUUUCUAUUUAAAUAAAACCAAAAUCCAUUCAUCAUGUCAAUGACCGGUAGUCUAAUGGGUUAUGAGAACAACAACGAUGUUAAUCAGAUUAAAUGCAAAAAGCCACUAAAAACACUGCCUUCAGUGGCCACUAGCAAUUCGGGCAAUGUUGCAGUAGUUACAUCAGCGACAACCGCAACAACAACCACAAUCAGCAAUUCCAUCGGUGGUAAAUCUAGGAAAUAUACAAAGACUGAUAGAAGAAGAGAAUCCUGUAAUCGUGGCCAUGCCAAUGGAUUAUGGUCUGUUUGGUAUGGAAUUCUCGCUGUCACGCUGCAGGCGUAUGUGGCCACCAGAUGUGCUAAAAGAUUCGUCGCGUAUUUAUCGCUACCGUGGCCGGCGGAGGCACAGCCACCUAAAGUCGAACUACAUGCCUGUAUAGUGCUGACAGGAACGGGUGUACUGCUUCUACCAAUUCUCGUUGCUGCUGCCUUUCUAAAGCUCGGUAAUCUGGCAAACGAUGGUGUUAAACUUGGAAGGCACACCAGCACCUGCACCCGCGAUCCACCGUCCUCGCUGCUGUCAGAUGGACCGGAGGGAGCGGGCUUGGCGAGUAAUUUAUGGAAACACGGUGGCCCAACAGCGGCCUUCGUGCAUCUCUGCACGGCCAUGUGCUUUCUUUUACCCUCGUUACUCAUGGAAGCUAGACUGAUACACGCUGGAUUUUUGCCAAAAGAUGCAAUUUGGCGAACGGAUCUCGAUUUCGUUGUGGUACACCGGGACCGAUUGGUUUUUCUAAGUUUCAUGAAUCCCCCUGGGAAUUUAACGAGCCUGACAAACAUUCAAUCACACACAACGACCUCAGCGCCGUACGAUCAAUUCGAUGAUCUGCCAUGGAGUUCUGGUACACCGAAUUUUAAUGGAAUGGAGUCUCUAGCCCACGAGACACUACCACCAAUAACCAAUACCCCUGAAACACAAUCCAAUUCUCAGUUUCCAAUCACAUUUCCAUCGUUCGAAGUAACAGGCCAAAAAGAGGAUGAUAAUCCAACUGAUUCACCUCAUUUUACCGUAUCGCCAGGGAAAAUUACGGAUUCAACAUUAACGGUUUCACCCACCAAGUUGAUUAAAUCUCCCAGUGCGACACCGAGUCCAUUUAGCGUUGCAAAGCGAGCUAAUAAUGGCAAAAUCCUGAUGGGUAAGGGAGGAAAUGGAAAGGCCAGAGUAAAAACGAAAAAAACAGGAGGUAGACCGAGCACCACUACCACUAUGGAAUCACACAGAGAUAAUAUGACUGGAUAUUCGUUACCGCUGGAGAUGAAAAGUCUGGCGGAUCUCGAUCAUCCGGAACACCUCAAUGUGGACAUUAACGAAGAUGUUGAUUAUCGAUCCAUGGAACAUGCCAUGAGUCUCGAGUACUUAAAUUAUGCAAUGGCCCUGGGUGUCUACUCGGUGCGUUAUCCCGCUGUCUUUUGGUCCUGCAAUAAAGUCUUGGGGACGAUAUUCUCAAUCCAACUGGUCGUCAAUUCAGCCCAGAGUUUAAUGGCUUAUGCUGGUAUGUCGAUUCUCUACAAAGUACAGGUUGUUGGACCGCAGAAAGCUCUCCCUCUCAUGCGACAUAGAACAGUACAUCCAACUCCAGUUCCAUCAAGCAGUGCACAGAGAGUCAUAUCAAACUUAUUCGGUGACAAUAGCCAUUUUCUGCUCAAUCCACAUGUCACUCUUGCUCUGUUUACACUGUCUUCGUUGUUGGUAUUGUGCUCGAGCAUGGUUACCUAUCUCUAUGCUUACGGAAGAUUUUCAUCCUUCUUGGAGCAAGAGCGUGAGAGGCGUGUGAUUAUGUCAAAGGAAACACGUAGAAAUGGCUCUGGAUGGACAUAUUUUACACAUUGCGCUGCAUUAUGUGUCUUCCUGGCAAUAGCAAUUUGCAAUGCUCCACUACUUUACGAUUACACUGUUGUGUAUCGUGGUAGUCUCGACGGUGCAAUAUUGGCGUGUAUUCUCAGUACAGUCGUACAUCUACUACUCUGGCUCGUUUUAUGGUUCUUUCUAACUAUCAAACGAAAUUGGAUAUUCAAAGUGAGAGUUACGAUAGCCAGGGCAACAGUCAGAUCAGCGAGAUCAGUCAAACUCGUCACGGAUGUUGAUUUAUUGGCGUGCAGAACCAAGAACGAUAACGGAGAGGAUGACGAGGAUGACGAGGAACCGGAUAUCGAUCAGGAGGGUGUAGGCACCCCUUUAUUGGUCGUUGGGGAUGGAAAAACUUAUAGCAUUGCCGAGGCCUCUCCCAAGAGGGCUAUAAUGACUGUCAUUCAGAGAGCCGUUAUGGAGCGUAAAGCAAGGAGGAAUCAAGGUGGCAAUGUUAAUCGAAAUGAGGCAGAGCCUACCGCAAACGAGGACGAACAAAUUUACUGGCUUCGUCCAAAACUGCGCCCCUCACCAGCCCAGUCACCCAGUGGCAAUGGAACUGCUGGCACUUUGGACAAGAGCUGGCUCAAUAAGAAACUUCGACCUAAAGUGACAUUUAACGACCUGCCUAGUACGUCUGGCCCGCGCAAUAAGGGAAAAAGAAGAGGUACCGAGGGUGGACCGGAGGACGACGGUGAUUAUGCCACAUUACGUGAAUUACCGUUGAUGACUGCUAUUGACACCGCUGAUGAUUCCACAUCCGAAGAAAAUAAGCUUCUGGAGUGUGUUAACGAUGAUCAAAUAACGUACUACGCAAAUGGCAAUCGUGAUCUUCAGCCAUCGGAGGGAGAUCCUUCGCCUCUGCUGACACCCGAACCUUUACCUGAUCCUAAUGUCGCUGAUCUACCAGCACCACUAACUAAUACACCUAUUGGGACUGUCGAUGUGGUUGAUGAUGGGGCUGCUUCAUCAACCAGUCCAAAUCCUACUAACUCUCUCCUUCCCCAACAGCCGACUGGAUACACCCCUCGUUGCUUGCGCCGUGGCGACUCCGGGAUGCCCCAAGAGGAGUUAACCCCUCGUUCCGACUCGUCCAAUUCCCCACCAACCCUCGAUACCAUCCCGCCAGUUGUAAGUUUAACUUACGCCUCAGAAUCCGUUUCAACGAAUCGCAGCAACACGAGUAGCAACAGUGAAACAUCCAGUGGUGUCCACUCAAACGUCAGCAAUGUCUCCCACAUGUCAGCAGGCUCUCAUCAACGUCGUGCAACGAGCGUAGACGAUCUCAGUGGUAUUCCAGAUGGUCCAGGGGACUUCUCCGGCGUCAGGGAUGAAAAUCAUUGGCGUAGUUGUUCACUCCAACGUGGUAUUCAACCUCCAACAUCGAGAAAUAAGGACUUUAUCGCUACUGUAGCCCAAAAUGGUAUAGUAGCGACUUGUCAACCAUUCUCCCAGUAUCGCAACGGCGAUAGCAAAGUAGUUCCAUCCCAACCACCGGGAUGUCCUGCCAUCAUCCUCGAGAACGCGAAUGAGGCGACAGUAGUGAUUCGCAGAAGAUUGUCACGACCAAAAGUAACGGAGCCACUUAAUCCCAAUGAUCCUGAGCCAUUUUCACGUUCUACUAACAUGAGAAUGACGUCAUUCACUGAAAACAGUGAUCUCAAAGGUGGUAUUCAUGCCUCCUCAGCAACAUUACCGCAUUAUCCAACUCAGCCUGUUGUGCCCACUUACCCUCAUUGUUCCACAAUGCCUUUGCCUCAUGGCGCACACACCAGUGGAUCAAACAGCAAUUCAGCUGUCAAUGUAUCCGGUAACAAUGGUAUCAAUGGUGCCAUCACUGGUUCAUCCAGUAGUUGUGGAUCUGUUCCUCAGCAUUCCAUUCAACAAAAUGGACACGGUAUUCUUCCACCAAGCCAUACAACACUGCCAUCACAUCACAAUGGCAUGAGGCUUGUUCAUAAUCCUACAGCUAGUAAUUCAUUUGUGAAGAGAUAUCCACCCAAUCCUGUUCACGUGCAGGCACAACCAUGGAGUCUAUCCUCUGGGCAUCAUACCUUUCCUCAACCACUGCAGAAUAAAUUCUUCCCAGCCACUAAUGCUGGCAAUAGGGUGGCUGACAGAGACUCUGCUAAUUUCUCCAUGGCUAGUAGUGGAGACUCUGAUAUUUGCGUCCAACCCCAUUAAGGCUGUUAAGGAAUUUCCCUAAUUUUGUAAACUUUUGGAAUGGAUUGUUUUUUUGUUUUUCCGGGAAAGUUAGGGGGAAAUUCAAGGGAUUUAGUGAAGUUAGGAAGUUGUUUGGGGGAUUUUGGGCGAUGUGAGGGGGGGAGGAGGAAGAGGUAUUUGUGGACGUGCCGUCGCUUCGAUAGUUGUAUCCGUGCGGUUGUUAGGUAGUUGUUGGGAUUGGGUGCCAUAAUUCAAAGAAAAUAUAUGAAAAUUCAUCUGAUUGUGAAUUGAACAUCAAUUAAUAACGAUAGUGAGGAUGAUUAUGUGGAAUGCCAGAAGAUUGUAAAUUAAUUUCAAUGAACUACUCCACCGAUUCCCUUUUGCCAUGAAAAAAAUCUUAUGCUAGAGUAAAAAAACCCUUGACAAAGCUAUUCCGAGCUCUCCUUGAACGUAUUUACAUAUCAAAUAAACAAAAAUAUCUCUGAGAGCAAUAAUUAUGCUAUUAAACAGUGUUGAAUGCCAAUUCCGUUGCUAAACAUAUCCAUUAUGCGUAAAAGUAGAGAUAAAACGAGUGAGAAAAAUGAAAAUUCAUGUUAUAGGGCGCGUCCAGUGUGUAAAACGGAAAAUUAAAUCGACGGUAAAGGAACUUAAUUUCAACAAGUGAAUCAGCACAGUAAUUUGAUGUUUAUUCAAAUUGCAGUGACCGUCACCUAGAAAUAAAGGAAAAUGAUUGCAUAUACUUGCAUAUUCGUAACUAUAAAGAAAAACGUAUUUAGAAGAGGUGGAAAAAAAAAUGUAAUCUGCAAUUCUUCCCCCCUCCAAAAAAUGUUGUGAUUAUAAUUUUAUUUUUGACACAAAUUCAAUGAACUUGACGCAACGAGCAUUAAAGUAUCGGCAUUAGCACUCGAUAAUUAAAUUUCUAUCGAUGAUAAUUCAUUCUUUCGUUAUCGUUUAUUGAUAAGAAAAGAUGAAGUUAUGAAAAAGAUAUUUUCGAUCGUUUUCCCUGCAGUAUUCAGCAGUAAAUGAUUAUAAUGCUGAUAAAGAUUGAAUAAACGCACAUUACAAUGACACAAGACACGUACACAGACACAAAAUGAAUAGCUCUGUAUGCGGCACAGCAAUGAAAAUGCAAAGGGUAAUAUAUUUUUCCAUGAUCAGUGAAUAACUGAAAUGUCAGUAAUUAUGAUUCACGCGGAAAAAAAGAUAAACCAUAAGGUGAGAAUAAAAAAAAUCGUUAGCUAGUUUUUGUGCUCUUUAUCUUUAGGAACAUAUCGUGUACCUCGAGACAAAUCCAAAAGCAACAAUAACAAUGUGAAACAGUGCGAUGCUUCGUCGAAUUUAAUCGAUAAUAAUUAAUCAUUAAUCAACAUUAUCACAAUCCGGGAGUCAUUGAGGUCUCUUGCCUCGCCCUCUAUUUCACAAGCAGUUUUUCUCUGCUCGCCUUCAACGCCAUGAUUAAUGAAAUAAAAUGCAGAAAUAACAAUAAUUCAAUAACGAAAAUACCAAGUCGGUGAGGGUUCGUCGGAUUGGAUAUGAUAAAGAAGCAAUUUUUUUACAAAAA
Molecule: messenger RNA, 6710 nt
Organism: Diachasmimorpha longicaudata
Lineage: Eukaryota; Metazoa; Arthropoda; Insecta; Hymenoptera; Braconidae
Gene: Tinc
Product: tincar
Exons: 11
Coding region: 1133-5170 (1345 amino acids)
Source: RefSeq, a predicted model, not a curated record